Molecule: messenger RNA, 1996 nt
Organism: Juglans microcarpa x Juglans regia
Lineage: Eukaryota; Viridiplantae; Streptophyta; Magnoliopsida; Fagales; Juglandaceae
Exons: 9
Coding region: 257-1969 (570 amino acids)
Source: RefSeq, a predicted model, not a curated record
UAUUUAUGAACCAGAAUAAGAGAGAGAAAAUCUACGUGACAUUUGAUAAUUUUUAUAUAUUAUUAUAUAAAUUAAGGUUUCUUUCUCGCACCCGUAUGAGUCCGUUCGUAAAUUCAGAAGCACACCCCCACCGUUGCCGCUCGUGUUUCGUUCUCCCCGCCUCUCAAUCCUCUAUCUCCCCUUUCAAAACCCUAAUUCAACCAAAAUUGAAAAGCCCUUACUGGAUUAUCACCUUUGAUUCUCGUGUUGGUCGGCCAUGGCUGGAGCUCCCAGAGACCAGGCGCUCUCCCUUCUCGCCGCCGCCAACAACCACGGGGAUCUGGCGGUGAAGAUGUCUUCUCUGAAGCAGGCCAAGGACAUUCUCAUUUCCGUGGACCCUUCUUUGGCCACCGAGCUUUUCCCCUACUUGGCCGAGCUCCAGUCCUCCCCCGAAAGCCUCGUCCGCAAAUUGCUCAUAGAGGUGAUUGAAGAGAUUGGUUUGAAAGCGAUGGAGCUUUCCUCUGUGCUUAUGCCGGUGUUAUUGGCGCUUUUGAGUGAUGGCGAGUCUAUUGUUGCGAGGCAAUGUAUUAUUAGUGGCACAAAUUUCUUUUCUAGGGUUCUCGAAGAAUUGGCACUGCAGUAUCACCGUCGGGGUAAAAUUGAGAGGUGGCUUGAAGAGCUUUGGAUGUGGAUGACUAAGUUCAAGGAUGUUGUCAUUUCCAUUGCAUUGGAGCCUGGUUCUGUUGGGAGAAAGUUGCUGGCUUUGAAAUUGUUGGAAACAUAUGUUUUAUACUUUACAUCUGAUACCAAUGAUUUUGAAAAGCCUGUCACAGAAGCAGCAAGUAGGCGGGCUUUCAACCUAUCUUGGUUGGUUGGUGGUCACCCUAUUUUGGACCCCGUUGUGCUUAUGUCAGAAGCAAACAGAACACUUGGCAUUCUCUUAAAUUUGUUGCUGUCAGCCAGUAGCCUUCCUGGUUCAGUGACGAUAACUGUUAUUAACUGUCUUGCAGCCAUAGCUAGGAAGAGGCCACUCCACUAUAGUUCUGUUCUUUCUGCUCUUCUUGAUUUUGAUCUAAACCUUGAGUCGGUCAAAGGAUGUCAUGCUGCCAGUAUCCAGUAUUCCUUAAGAACUGCUUUUUUGGGAUUCCUAAGGUGUACUCAUCCAACCAUCAUAGAGUCAAGAGAUAGAUUGCUUGGGGCUCUCCGAGCUAUGAAUGCUGGGGAUGCUGCUGAUCAGGUUAUCCGGCAAGUUGAUAAAAUAAUGAAAAACACUGAGCGUGCUUCACGAGAUGCUCGACUGGGCAAGGAUGAUCAAUUAUCAAGCCAGUUGCCCAUAUCAGGUGAUCUGUCGACGAAAAGGUCGUUUCCUCUGGAUAAUGAAGAGCCAGCUAAUGGUCAUGAGGUGGCUUCCAAGCGGUUCCGGUAUGGUCCUGACAUCCAGUCGGCUUUGCCAGUUCAAGUAAUUGAUUCUGUGCAUGAUUCGGUUACUGUUAAUGGACUAUCUCCCGUAUUGCAUCGCCAACUGAGCCCUGUGGAACAGAUGAUUGCCAUGAUUGGUGCUUUGCUUGCGGAAGGCGAAAGAGGUGCUGAAUCACUUGAAAUCCUUAUUUCAAAAGUACAUCCUGAUCUGCUGGCUGAUAUUGUCAUAACAAAUAUGAAGCACUUGCCUAAGACACCUCCACCUUUAACAAGGCUUGGGAACUUGCCAGUAACUCAACAAUUGGGCUCUCUAAAUACUGCUCCUACAAAUUCUGAAGAUCCUCCAGAUGUCAGUGCACGAGCACCUCUUUCUUCAGCUACUGCAACUAGUUCUUCAUUUUCUGAUACACCUCUGGCCAAUAAUCUCUCUGCUGAUUCAAAACGUGAUCUGCGAAGGGAUCCUCGUCGGCUGGAUCCAAGACGUGUAGUUGUCCCUGUUGGGUCCCUUCCAAUCCAAUUGCAGAGGACAUUGGAGCUGUGCAAUCUGAGUUUGACAUUAGUAUUUCUUUGAGUAAACCCAUUUCACUUUCUGUUACUA